CUUCCGGUUGUCAGCAGUGCUAGUAGGACAGUGUUGGUAGUGUUUGGGAAGAGAUAGACGACGAUAUUUUUUCCGUGAUUUUAACAUUUUAAUGCCAAAAUGGGGGCUUGUCUGGCAUUGUGCUCUCUAGCCAGCUGCGCCUCCUGUCUGUGUGGCUCAGCACCAUGUCUGCUGUGUGGCUGCUGUCCCUCAUCCAACAACUCCACCAUCACACGGCUGGUUUUCUCCUUCUUCCUGCUGUUGGGGACAAUGGUGUCUGUUAUCAUGAUACUUCCUGGAAUGGAGGCAGAACUCCGUAAAAUUCCAGGAUUUUGCCAGGGAGGAACGUCUUUUAUUGGUAUUGAAAACCAAGUUAAAUGUGAUGUCAUUGUGGGUUACAAAUCUGUGUACCGGAUGUGCUUCGCCAUGACCUGCUUCUUCUUUCUGUUCGCUGCCAUGAUGAUUGGUGUCCGAUCUAGCAAAGAUCCACGUGCAAGUAUUCAAAAUGGAUUCUGGUUUUUCAAGUUCCUGAUCCUGGUUGGCAUUACAGUGGGGGCUUUUUUCAUCCCUAAUGGAACCUUUCACUCUGUAUGGUUUUACUUUGGAGUGGUGGGCUCCUUCAUCUUCAUUAUAAUCCAACUUAUUCUCCUCAUCGAUUUUGCUCACUCCUGGAACAAGAUUUGGGUAGAAAAUGCUGAAAAUAGUGACAACAAAUGCUGGUUUGCAGGCCUUCUGUCUUUCACCAUUCUCCACUACGCUCUGGCCUUCACUGCUGUGGUGCUUUUCUAUGUUUACUACACAAAGCCUGAUGACUGCACAGAGCAUAAAGUCUUCAUCAGCCUCAAUCUGAUCUUCUGCAUCAUAAUCUCCAUUGUCUCUAUUCUACCCAAGAUUCAGGAAAAACAGCCACACUCAGGUUUGCUCCAGGCUUCUCUCAUCUCCCUAUACACCAUGUACGUCACCUGGUCUGCUAUGACGAACAAUCCAAAUCGAGAAUGUAACCCCAGCCUGUUGAGUCUGGUAUCAAACGUCAGCACCGCCGUUCAGCCUCCCAGUGACGGCAGCAAAGGUGAGGUGCAGCUGUGGGACGCUCAGAGCAUUGUUGGUUUGGUCAUCUUCCUCUUCUGCACCCUCUAUGCCAGUAUCCGCUCAUCCAGUAACACCCAGGUUAACAAGCUGAUGCAGACAGAGGAGGGCGGAGGCUUGGGUGGGGAGGGCGUGGUGGGAGAAGAUGGUAUACGCAGAGCUGUGGACAACGAGGAGGAGGGAGUCACUUACAGCUACUCCUUCUUCCACUUCCACCUCUGUCUGGCUUCUCUGUACAUCAUGAUGACUCUCACCAACUGGUACCCACCUGAUACCCUAACCCAGGACAUGGACAGCAACAUGCCUGCCGUGUGGGUGAAGAUGAGCUCUAGCUGGCUGGGUCUCGGCCUCUACCUCUGGACCCUCAUUGCCCCUCUUCUCUUCCCUGACAGAGAUUUCAGCUGAGCAUAAGAUGCUUUUAACUUUGUUUGUUUGUUUGUCUGUUUUCUUGCACGGGGUUAAAUGAAGUUUGAAGGAUGCUAUUGUGGAAAUGUUAAGGAUACGAAACAAUUUUUCACUUAUUUUUUACUUAUUUGCCUCUGCUGUUAGUGCGUUGUAUUACCUCUUUCUGUAUGAUAAUGUAGUGUGUAAAAUCACUUUAUAUUCAGUUAAUAGUUUUUAGCUUGAUUGAUUGGUAAAGAAAACUUCUCUUAACCAAACUCCUCAUCAAACGCUCCUUGUUAAGGAACUCUCUUCCUUUUCCCUGAUGAGUUUAUAUAUGUAUGAGCUGUAUUAUCUUACUGCUGCAUUCUAGUUACUGGACUAUCAGCAACAAGGAACUCUGUUUAUACCUCAGACUUUUCAUAACUGGUUCCCCUUUAAUGAGCUUUGACUUCAGAUUUUUCUGAUUGGCAAGGUUAGGCCUCCCUAUGACUACAGUAGCUGGAGUGUUUUGGUGCUGGGGAUGUCAGGGGGAACCCUGCAGAAGAGCCCCCGACAGAGGUGAGUGUAAGAGUCAGAUAACACUAAUAUGACACGCCCUGCAGAUAAGACCCGGGCUUCCCCUUUUUGCUGCUAGACUUGGAUGUAAAUCCACAUCAUCACACUUUGAGUCCUUGCAGACUGUCAGUCUAAUCUCAGCUCUUCCUUGCCACGACAUCCUAUGGUCAUUUAUCUGCGGUGCUAAGCCUUUCUCUGUCUGUUGGGUAUUGGCUUUGUGCAGCCACGGGCAACCAUCUGUACCUGUAAAACAAGUCUGUUUGCAGCACAGAGACAUGUAUUGAUUCCAAGCAGUCAGCAUCACGUGAUGUGCACUGGUACAAUUCAAGUGGUGACCACUGGAGCUCUCAAAAAGUGUCAUUAUGUUCAGAACGUGGCGGAGAGUGCUAUUGAGUUUUUAAGGAAAAGGGACUUUUAAUCGUUGCAGCUUAGAAGUGACAAUGAUGCAUUGCAGUGCUGAUAAAUUGCUGUUAAGUGGUAUUGAAUUUCAUAGUUUGUUGGUGGUUGUAGUACUGGUACAGUGAUUUAUGCAUUACAUAGAAGUUACCUCGAUUUCAAUAUGAAUGCAAUGAGUCAGAAUAUAUUUUGAACCUGUAAAAAAUGUUUUGGUACAAUCAUGAAAAUGUAAAUUUUUGUGUAAUGUUCUUUUAUAACAUUUCAAUGGCCACAUAUGAAUCAAGUAUUGUGAAUGAGUUACGUGUUGUGAGAAGUCUUUUUCAUUUCUUUAACCUUAAAAUAUUUAUAACAAAUCAGUCAUAUAGCCCUAAUGAUAAAAUUGUUUAUGCAGAAUAGCUAAAGUAGAUCAAGAUGUGUAACAUUUCCAAACACUAUUAAGUGCCUUUUUGUAGUCCUGGUUUCAAAAUGAAGUUAUCACUUAAGCUGAUGUGUGCUUACUAUGCCUUGCCUUACAUUGUGGUGAAUGAAUCAUUGCAUGCCAUAAAACACGGCACAGACAUGUGACUGGAAUUAACAUUGUAAUUAAUGUAUAAACACUGUUUUUAAUAAAGAUGGAAAUCUGUCAAUCA
Messenger RNA from Cheilinus undulatus (humphead wrasse), 3029 nucleotides. RefSeq names its product serine incorporator 2, like (gene serinc2l). Bases 100 to 1470 code for a protein of 456 amino acids. The transcript is spliced from 10 exons. Gene Ontology annotation, cellular component: membrane. The record is from RefSeq and is a predicted model, not a curated record. Lineage: Eukaryota; Metazoa; Chordata; Actinopteri; Labriformes; Labridae.